Cladophialophora psammophila CBS 110553 is the source of this 279-nucleotide messenger RNA. RefSeq lists its product as uncharacterized. Bases 1 to 279 code for a protein of 92 amino acids. The transcript has a single exon. NCBI's taxonomy places the organism in Eukaryota, Fungi, Ascomycota, Eurotiomycetes, Chaetothyriales, Herpotrichiellaceae. The record is from RefSeq and is a predicted model, not a curated record.
AUGCUGUACCGAUCGAAUCUGAAGCAUCAAGUCCCGAACGACACCGCCAUCGACACACGCAUUCGCACUCUCGUGGCUACGAAGCGGAAGACGAUACGGACUCAACCCCUGACGAACAACGUCGAGGAAGUCGAGAACAUUCAUCUCGAUCGCUUCAUCCAGACUCAGCCGAGACCGGAGACAGGCGGCGGCAUCACCGGCGUCGUCGUUCUCAUGAACCAAGCUCGUCUCGCGGAGAACCUAGCUCCGGUUCCGGUGGCCCAGAACUCGAGCGUGUGA